This is a messenger RNA of Oppia nitens, 1743 nucleotides long. Its product is annotated as protein phosphatase 1 regulatory subunit 14B-like. Gene Ontology annotation, molecular function: protein serine/threonine phosphatase inhibitor activity. The transcript has 4 exons. The record is from RefSeq and is a predicted model, not a curated record. Lineage: Eukaryota; Metazoa; Arthropoda; Arachnida; Sarcoptiformes; Oppiidae. Gene Ontology annotation, cellular component: cytoplasm. The coding region runs from base 345 to 776 and encodes 143 amino acids. Gene Ontology annotation, biological process: regulation of phosphorylation.
UUAAUAGUGAGUCAUAUGCUCGAUAACUAUGACUUUUUAGUAGAGUUCAUAUACAGUACUGUACUGUAAGUUAUGUUACAUAACAUUGAAUCUGUGAUAAUAUGUCUAUUAAAUGAGUAACCAUUGGAUUCAAUGAACUAAUGGUUUAGUCAAUCAGUUAUAUUAUAUUAAUAUAAAUAUAUAUUAUAUAACAUAUCUAUCUAUAAAUCAAAGCAUUGUAUUAUCACUUAUCAAGUGUUGAAUUGUAUGGACACAAGUGGACAACAUUUGAAAGCAUCGAUUGUCCGACGGGUCAUCACUUUUGCUCAGUCCAACUAAAACAACUCAAUUGAAAUACCUCUCAAAUGGAGUGCAGUUUACCAACCAAUACAUCGACGUUUGCCUCAAAGCGCUCCCCUCACUCUCCAUUGCCUAAACCAAUGGGCCCUAAGGAGGGCCCCACUAAAUCUCAAUUUCACGUCAACUUUAACACAGAAAAGAGUGAUUUGACGGACAGAAAGAAGAAGUAUUUGACGGCAAAGUAUGGACAACACCAGAUGAAUCUCAUUAAGAAAAGAUUAAGGGUUGAGAUGUGGAUGUAUGAACAGCUACAGGCGCUCUACAAUAUAUCCGAUGACUCCAAUGAUGUCGAAAUAGAUUUGGACGAACUCUUAGAUAUUGAAGAAGAUAUCGGAAGAAAGGAAUGGCUGAGAAACAAAAUAAUAGACGCCAAGCAAUCCAAAGACGUUGUCGAGUCGUUUAUUGUGGAACUGUUGGAAAAAGCGAAAACUCUCUAAUAAUGAAGAUUUUCUAAUUUAUUGAUAUAUUUAUUGGUUUUACGAACAAAUUUUUAGCUUAAAUUUAGAUUAUUUUUAUGCAAUCAUUUCAAAGUCGAAGUCAAACUAAAUGAUAAUCUAAAUGAGUUAAACAUUGGAUACAAUGAUCUCUUAUUUAGAAAUACAACAUACAAACAACUAGUCAUGCAUUUGGCACAUCACUAACAUAUUAAGCAUAUCUAAAGGCAAAUGAUUUUAAUAAUCUGAUCAAAGAAACCGAUUUUUACUCUAAAAUAGUGAUUAAAAAAGCAAAUGUUUCGACUUUGAGUGCCAUCGCAUCAAAACUUGAUUUAAAAGAUCAUAAAUUACUGUAAGAAAACCAAAGAAAGUAUAACAUUAUUCAUUACUUAGAUAUCAAUGGUUAAGAUAAUUAUUUAUUAGCUCUCUAUAGAUAUUAACAAAAUGAUUGCCAUUUGUAAUACUUUGCAUGUUUUGCUAAAUUAUUUUAUUUUACUAAAUAAGUUUUAAUUGUUUUUAUGCAUUUAAUACCCAAUUUUAAUGUUUUUCUCAUUUUUUUCCCUAACACUUGAUAUAUUACUAUUUAUUUUGAAACAAAGUUUAAUUUUUAUUGGGCCGAAAACUCAAAGAAGUUUAAUUGAAACCAAACGAAACAAAUAUGUAUAUAAUAAUUGCCUUUUUGUGCCAAUCAGUUGUUUAAUUGAGCAAAGAGUUUACCACUUGUUUUGGUUGCAAUCAAAAUAUGUUUCGACUCAAUAAAUUAGUUUUGGGAAAUGUUAUGUCAAAUAAAAUAUUGUUAUUGCAAUCAAUCGUUACAUUGUUUUGUGAUAUUUUAUUUUUUGAUUUUAUUAUAUCAGCAAUUGGUGUACAAACUUAGCGAAGCGUUAAUAACUCUUGCGAGUCGAGACAUACUUUUGUUUCAAAAUGUUUUGUAACUUAACUUUAAUUCACAAAUAAAAUAAUUAUUAAA